CCCCCGCCAGUGCAGCGACGGCAGCCGCAGCGUGCGCACGGGUGGAGUUAGAGCAGUUUGGUGUCCACAGGACGUAAGAUGGCGAGUGAGGCUCAGGCUAGGACUUCAAGGAAAAGAAAGGCCACUCGAGCAGUAAAUAUUACCAACGAGCAGCAAAUUUUGCAGUGGUUAGGUGAAGAAGAAGAGCACGAAUUUAGUGAUUUCGACGACGAUGUAGCUGACCAAAACUUUGUUAUUGAAGAGGAGAUUCACGAGGAAAGCGAAAUAUCGGCAGACGAAGAAGAUGCUAUGGAAGAUGAGCCUCCUCCUCCUGAGCCAAGAUCGACGAAUGCGACCAGAGGCAGAGGGAGAGGACGUCGGCAAGACCAAAAUAGAAAUCCCGUUGCAAACAUGAGGAGGGGGAGGCAGAACGAACCUCAAACGUCAAACCGCGAUAGUUAUCGUAGCAAAAGUGGAUUUGUUUGGUCUAAAACAGAUUUUUCAAGGGCGUCGCGAACACCUGCUCAUAACAUUCUUUCUUUGCCGAGACAAGAUGAUCAGAUGCGAUUUCCCGGUUAUGAAAAGCUUUGGGAUUCUUUUUUCGACACCGAGAUGAUCGAAACAUUGGUAAUCUAUACGAAUAAGAAGCUUGAAGUCUAUCGUUAGCAGUUUUCGAACUACGCAAAACACGAAUUGAAAGAUACCAAUGAUUUAGAACUUCGAUCUCUGCUGGGAUUACUAUACUACUCAUCAGUAUUUAAGUGUAAUGACUCUGAUUCGAAUUACUUAUUCGCAACGGAUGGAACAGGCCAUGAAAUAUUUCGAUGUGUUAUGUCUAAAUACAGAUUCAACACUUUGCUUAAUUGUUUGAGACUAGACAACAUUGAAGACCGACAGGAACGUUUGAAAACCGACCCACUUGCUGCUGUUUCAUCAUUUUUCAACAAAUUCAUAGCGAAUUGUCAGUCUCAUUACACUCCUGGCCCAUACACCUGCAUUGAUGAAAUGCUACUGGCUUUCAAAGGACGCUGCAAGUUUAUCGUCUACAUGCCUAAUAUACCUGCGAAAUAUGGAAUCAAGAUAAUGGUACUAACUGAUGCUCGCACAUUCUACGUUUAUAAUGCGUACAUUUAUCAUGGAAAAGGAUCUGAUGGUACAGGACUGCCAGAAGCAGAGAAAAAGCUAGCUGUACCCACACAGUCGGUUUUGAGAUUAGCAAAGCCAAUUGAAAACACAAAUCGGAAUAUAACAGCCGACAAUUGGUUUAGUUCUAUUCCUCUAGCAGAAAUUUUAUUGAAAAAAGGCCUGACCUAUUUGGGGACGCUAAAAAAAAAUAAAAGGGAAAUACCACCUGAAUUCAAACCGAAUAAAACGAGACCUGUUGGGAGUUCCCUCUAUGGAUUCACAAAAGAUUUAACUUUAGUAUCUUAUGUGCCAAAAAAGGAUAAAGCGGUUGUCCUUUUGUCCACUUGUCAUCAUAGUCCUAGUACUGAUGAAAACACUGGAAAACCAGUGAUGAUUAUUGAUUACAAUCAAACCAAAGGUGGAGUGGAUGAAGUUGACAAGAAAUGUGCCAUAUAUUCCUGUGCUCGCAAAACACGACGGUGGCCACAGGCAAUCUUCUAUCGUCUCGUUGACAUAGCUGGAAUAAACACGUUUGUGUUAUAUGGACAAUGUCAAGGUGCAAAAUUAAGAAGAGGUGACUUCUUGUUGCAUUUGGCUCGGGAAUUGGUGCUCCCUGCCUUAAAACAAAGAGUGUAUAAUGAUAAGUUGCCUAGAGAAUUGAGGAUGACCUUACGCCGUGUUUUAGGUCGUGAUUUACCUCAUCCGCCACCACCAACUGAGCCUGAAUCAUCAUCAGCAAGGAAGUUGUGCCGUGUUUGUCCAAGCAAAUUGAAGCGGCAAACAAGAUUCUCCUGUUGUGCGUGUGGAAAACCGAUCUAUCUGCAGUGUGCGUCGCAAAUUUGUGAAGACUGCAAGAGCGAAGUUUGAAGUUGAUUUAAAAAAAAUCUACUCUAAGGAUUUUGUUUUUAAUUUUUAUUUUAUUGAUUUUAUGCCAGAAGAAGGUAAAUUUAUGUUAAAAUUGUUAUAAAUACGUUUAAGUUUUUUUAUAUAUUUUUUUAAGAUGGCUGUGUCAAAAGUUCCUACAUUAUGAUAAUAUUAAACAAGAUUGAAUUAUUUAACAGAUCCAUGAGUUUCAUUCCAUCCAAUUAACCUUUAUAAGUUAUAUAUGUUACUAUUAAAUAAUAUUAAUACACUUAUAGCUGUCUAAGUUCAUAUAUUUUUUAAUGGCCACCUGACAAGUGCACGUCUGACAGACUACU
Messenger RNA from Leguminivora glycinivorella, 2303 nucleotides. RefSeq names its product piggyBac transposable element-derived protein 4-like. The transcript is spliced from 2 exons. The record is from RefSeq and is a predicted model, not a curated record. NCBI's taxonomy places the organism in Eukaryota, Metazoa, Arthropoda, Insecta, Lepidoptera, Tortricidae. Bases 811 to 1971 code for a protein of 386 amino acids.